AAAAUGAUCACGAUGAAGUAAUAAAACAAAUCACAAGGUUUUCGAGUAGAUAAAGGAACUGAUAUUUUGUUUACGUUUGUGAGUUGAAUUUGGAAAAUGCCGAAGUUAAAAACUGUAAUCGUUGCAAGUUUCUUUUUAAUUUUUUUUAUUAUUAAUGGAGAAUCAAAUGCCAAGGCUCUUGACAAUGUGAGUGGUUUGCCAAGUGAUCAAGUUCGUGGUAUUCAAGCUUUCAUGACCGAAGAAGAUAGAAAAAAUCAGCCUGUUCACAAAAGAAAUCACAAAAGAAAAGAACAUAUCGGUGGAAAAGGACUUGGACAAAGACAAAAACACAAGAAAAAACAUAAUGGACAUCAUAGGACGUAAAGUUUCUUCCAUAGAAUAAUCAUAAUUCAAACCGCCGUUUGUGAAAAUGUUUGUGUGGAAUUAAUUUCUAUGCAUUUUUCGUUUGAACAUUUUUAAAAUUCAAUAAGAAAGUUGCACAAGAAUCUCUUACAAGAAAUUUAAUACAAAAAUCUUGUAUGACAAACUUUUAGGAAAUCUUUUCUGUUAAGGUUUACGACCUAGCAUUAGUUUUGUUUAGAAGUUAAAUAAUAUUUAAAGCUCUUUUUUCUGAGUCUGAGAAGGAACUGAUUUAUUUUGAAUAAUUAUUCUGGGUUUAUAGAAGAAGGAAACCUCACUGGCAGUGUAACGAACAGGCAAAAGCGUUCACGCUCAGAAGUUGAUAGUCAAUAAUAAAAUGUUUAUCCAAAAUUACUUUGAAUAUAGUAUCUAUUCAAUAAUUGAAAAAAAGCUCGAAUGCAUUUUUUUUUUCAAUAAGAUGAAAUAAAUCAAGAAAUUUGUACAAGAUUCUCUUACAAGAAGAUGAACACAAAAAUAAUAUACAAUAAACUUUUUAGAUAUUAUUGGCAGGCUCUUUAUUCAAGAUGUUGUAAGGCAUAAAAAUAUUUCUUUUUAAAAAAUGUGACCAAAUAGACCAGAAUGUUUAACUCAAUUUGAUACAAUUUUUGGAAAAGAAAAUGUUUAAUUUUUUUUAUUUAUUAAUACCUUAAGUUCUUUUGCAUCAAAUUUCUUGAUUUAUGGUUUCUGAAAAUGAAAUCCCAAUAAAGAAUCAUUAAAGAAGCUUUUGAACUGAAGACAUACAUAUAUUCGAUGUUAUAUAUAAGUGCAACUACCUUUCAGCAGCUUUCGAAAAGUUUAUCAAAAAUUUCUGAUAAAUUUUCAUGAAUUUAAGAAUAUUUACCCAGUGCCAAUAUUAUUCAUCAAUAACAAUAAGGUGAAACACCGGUGAAUACACUUCAGAAAAUUUAUUAUCAGUUUAAAACUUCUAUAUGAAAUGUCAAAACAAUUGUUCAUUAGUAAGUUUACAAAGAAAAAGCUGACCCGAGCGGCACAAAAGGCGAUGUCUCUCACAAAUCUGGCAUACGAGUAUCGUCUCCAUUUAAUG
Molecule: messenger RNA, 1444 nt
Organism: Clunio marinus
Lineage: Eukaryota; Metazoa; Arthropoda; Insecta; Diptera; Chironomidae
Source: the annotation of a GenBank genome assembly